Molecule: messenger RNA, 1181 nt
Organism: Chenopodium quinoa (quinoa)
Lineage: Eukaryota; Viridiplantae; Streptophyta; Magnoliopsida; Caryophyllales; Amaranthaceae
Product: serine/threonine-protein kinase fray2-like
Exons: 9
Coding region: 177-1181 (334 amino acids)
Biological process (GO): protein phosphorylation
Molecular function (GO): ATP binding; protein serine/threonine kinase activator activity; protein kinase activity
Source: RefSeq, a predicted model, not a curated record
GAAAGAGAGUCAUUGGCAUCCAUUUUUUUCUCCUAUUUUUCAUGCGAAGUUAAAAUGACAUAUAUUUUUAAUUAUUUUUACUAAAAAUCUAAGAUGUAGUUACCUUUUUUUACUCUUUUUUUCUUCAUUUAUUAUUACGUAUCUACCCAAAUGAUUUUAUAUUAUACACCUAAAUAAUGGAUAAAGAGAAGAAAAAGUUUCCGAUUGGACCAGAGCACUACACCUUGUUAAAGAAAAUAGGUGAAGGUGUUAGUGCAUUGGUUUAUCGUGCUCUAUGUAUACUUAACAAUGAGAUUGUUGCCAUCAAGAUCCUUGAUUUUGAACAUUGCAAUAGCGAUUUGAAAAACAUUUCUCGUGAAUCUCACACAAUGUUCUUGGUCGAUCAUGCAAAUGUUCUAAAAUCACACUGUUCAUUUGUUAAUGAUCACAAUUUGUGGGUGGUCAUGCCAUACAUGGCUGGUGGUUCAUGUCUUCAUAUUUUAAAGGCUGCCCAUCCAGACGGAUUUGAGGAAGUGGUCAUAGCCACAAUAUUACAUGAGGUUUUGAAGGGUUUGGAAUAUCUCCACAAUCACGGCCACAUACAUCGAGAUGUUAAAGCGGGUAAUAUUCUCAUUGGUUCACGUGGUGCUGUCAAGUUGGGAGAUUUAGGUGUUUCAACAUGCUUAUUUGACUCGGGAGACAGGCAAAGAACGAGAAAUACAUUUGUUGGGACUCCUUGUUGGUACAAAGCUGAUAUAUGGUCCUUCGGAAUAACUGCUCUAGAGCUAGCUCAUGGACAUGCUCCCUUCUCAAAGUAUCCUCCAAUGAAGGUCUUACUUAUGACCAUACAAUGUGCACCUCCUACUCUUAAUUAUGAAAGGGAUAAGAAGUUCUCUAAGAGGAAAGAAGAAGAUAUGCGUGCCGAAAAGAAAAUGGCUUAUGGUGAGAAAGAGGAACUCUCUCAGAGUGAGUACAAAAGAGGCAUUAGCACUUGGAAUUUUAAUAUAGAAGAUGUGAAAGCUCAAGCAGCCCUGGUACCUUUUUAUACUCAAUGCAAGAUUAUUCAAGAUGAUGACAAUUUAUUUGACAAAGACAAUGGAUCUGUGGUUGGUAGCUCUACAAAUAAUCAUCCACAAAAUUUAGAUAACAUUUAUGAGGAGAGCGAAUUAUCUAAUAAUCAGACUUCCAAGUAUUUCUUUUAA